Pangasianodon hypophthalmus (striped catfish) is the source of this 5396-nucleotide messenger RNA. RefSeq names its product ceramide synthase 6 (gene cers6). The coding region runs from base 208 to 1380 and encodes 390 amino acids. The transcript has 14 exons. Gene Ontology annotation, biological process: ceramide biosynthetic process. Gene Ontology annotation, cellular component: membrane. Gene Ontology annotation, molecular function: sphingosine N-acyltransferase activity; DNA binding. Lineage: Eukaryota; Metazoa; Chordata; Actinopteri; Siluriformes; Pangasiidae. The record is from RefSeq and is a predicted model, not a curated record.
ACGCUCUACAUAGUGCCCUAAAAGUGCAGCAGGAAGCAAUUUGGAUUUCGACUUGACUUUACUGUGGAACAAAACCCAAGCCUGCUUCAUCGUCCUGACCUGCACACAUCAGUGAAGAGAGAGCUGUGACCAUCCAUUCCACUUCAGUGCACAAGAAGAAGAAGAAGAAGGGGGGAAAAAAGGACCAAGAUAGGUGAUCAAGGGGUCAUGGCUGGGUUUCUGGUGUGGUUUUGGAACGAGAGGUUUUGGCUGCCUCAUAAUGUGACCUGGGCCGACUUAAAAAACACUGAGGAGUCCACGUUCCCCCAGGCGGAGGAUCUGUAUGUGGCGUGUCCACUGGCCUUCUUCAUCUUCAUCAUCCGACUCGUGUUUGAGAGGUUCAUUGCGAGACCAUGUGCUCUGGGACUGAAAAUCCAAGCGAAUGGACCUCGGAAGGCUCAAGCAAAUGCCAUUUUGGAGAAGGUCUUCACUGCUAUCACCAUGCAUCCUGAUGAGAAGAGGUUAGAGGGCUUAUCAAAGCAGCUGGACUGGGACGUGAGGACAAUCCAGCGCUGGUUUCGACAGAGACGCAAUCAAGAGAAACCGAGCACUCUGACCCGCUUCUGUGAGAGCAUGUGGAGGUUCACCUUUUACCUGUACAUAUUUACCUAUGGGGUGCGGUAUCUUAAAAAGACUCCCUGGCUGUGGAACACUAGAGAAUGCUGGUACAACUACCCAUAUCAGGCUCUAACAGUGGAUCUGCAUUAUUACUACAUUUUGGAGUUGUCGUUCUACCUAUCUCUGCUCUUCUCCCAGUUCACAGACAUCAGGAGGAAGGACUGUCUGCUCAUGUUUAUGCACCAUGUUGCCACCGUCUCUCUGAUCAUGUUAUCUUAUGUGAAUAACAUGGCUCGGGUGGGCACGCUCGUCCUGUGCCUCCACGAUGCUUCAGAUGUGCUGCUGGAGGCUGCCAAAAUGGCUAACUAUGCCAAGUAUCAGAGGCUUUGCAAUGUCCUGUUCAUCAUGUUUGCACUGGUGUUCAUCAGCUCCAGACUGGGCUUAUAUCCCGUCUGGAUUUUGAACACCACUCUGUUUGAGAGCUGGGAGAUUGUGGGGCCGUACCCAUCUUGGUGGGUAUUUAACGGGCUGCUGGUGCUGCUGCAGGGUUUACACAUUUUCUGGUCCUAUCUCAUAGUGAAAAUAGCCUGCAAAGCCAUCUCCAAAGGCAAGGUGGGAAAGUGGAAUCCUUUACAUGUGUCAAAGGAUGACCGCAGUGACAUCGAGUCAAGUUCUGACGAAGAGGAAGUGGCGCCAUCUGCUCACAAACACCACACUAACGGAACCAAUGGGUCUCAUGGCACUAAUGGUUUCCUGUCAUCUGCGUGUCAUGAUGAACACUAAGCGUUGAGCAUCAUUUCUGCCCGCUGCAGCCUGCUUGUUAGUCUGUACAGUACUCAUGCGUGUCAAACCAACAACGUCACCCAUCUGGACCUGGAAGAUCUUAAUGCAGAAGAACGUGAAUGCAGUUGCAUUUCACUAUGAUUCAGUACAAUGAUUUUGUUCCUGUUCCUUGUACCUGUUUUACUUUUCUUAUCUCAGAUCAUUUAUAGGCACUUGGUCGAAUAUCAAAUCACUGCUCCUUCUUCUAUCUCUAGCUCACUCUUCUUUUGAAUGAAUGAAAGCAUCUCUCGUAUCAUGCUAGCAUGCUGCUGUGGUCAUGUAGUUUGGUGUCAGUGGGAGCGGCUGUUUUCUUGAGGUAACAUCGACGUAUUUAUUUAUUUUUUAUAUCUAUAUAUAGAUUGCAAAAUUGUGGUUGAGACUUUAUUUUCUAUUUCUUAUAGUAAUUUACUGUCAGUGUUUGGAGAUGGCACACUAUUUAAAGUUCAGUCACCGUUUCAGGUUUCAGCAAGGCAACAGCUUUUACAUACAAGGUGUUUCGCUUUAAAUCAUUUAUCGCAAUCUCUGAUGAGGUAACUGCUGUCCGAUACGCUCACCUAUAAAAUGGAUGACGUGCAUUAUACAACUGAGCGACACCACUUGCUAUAUUUGCACUAGUGAACUGUAAAAUGGGAAUUCUCUAACUGUAUUAUGUGCUCAUGUGUUUUGUUAGAAAUUCUGCCAUAUUGUCCUUCACCUUAAAUCAAGUAUGGACCUGUACUUAAAACAGUGGACAUCUUAUAAUAGACUUUCUUUGUGUGAUUUCUACAUUGUGUCAAAGAAUUGUAGAACAACUCUGAAUGCAUUAUUUAAUUGACUUUCAAGGACCUGAAUCAUAUUGCCCUUUGUCCUUGAUUAUAAUGUGAUUCUCCAGCUGGGUUUACAUGAACCGUGUAAUGUGUUAUACUGUAGGUAGUAGCCACAGUUGCAUGACAGUUUCCACAGUAUUAAUAUCAAAUUCCAUGAAUCAGAAUAUAUUUAUCAUUAGGCAAAUUAUGUCCCCUUUAAAUGACCCUAUUUUAACAACAACAACAACAACAACAACAAAAGCUCCGUUACAAUUACGUUAUAUAGUGAAUCAAGUUAAGACACUGGUACACCAUCACACACACCUUUCGCACGUCUCCAAAAGCCUGAACAACACACAGUGAUAUUAUGUUUCUGCUUCUUCGGCUUUGAAUGAUAUCUUCUCAUUGUCCCAUUGUCCUGUUCUUGGUAUGAUGUAACACUUAUUCUUUACUGAGCUAAGUGGAUGACUCAUUAAAAUGCCUUUGAAAUCAGGGUAAAACUCUCGCUUUUCUUCCGUGAGCAAGCUGUGGAGAAGAGAGGAAGCUAAUUAUCUCUUGCUAAGCUAAUUGUCUCUAUGCUGAUGCUGAAUUCUGGGCUUUAAACUAAAUGUCAGGGGUAAAAAAAAAAAAAUAAAAAAAUUUUAAAGCUUCUGCUCUCUGCCUUUGAAACAGAGCUAAUGAAACAAGUUUUCAGGCAUUUAGAAUAAACACAGCAGCCAAAAUUAUUUAGUUAUUAUAUUUUUAUUUUGUCUUUCCAGAUUGAUAUUGUAUAAAGUUAUAUAGAGUUUUUUUCUAUUUCAAGUUGCACAUUUUAUUAGAUAUUUUUUCGUCUUCUGUUACAUAUGUUUAUUUGGCUCCUUUGCUUAUGUGUAUCUGUGAUUAACUCUGUGUGUUAACAUUUGUAAGCAUCUUUGGGUGAUUGAAAACGUGUUAUGAAAAAAAUGUAUUUAUUAUUAUUAUUAUUUUAUGUACACUAUAUGCCCAAAAGUUUGUGAACACUACCAUCACACCCAUAUGUACUUUUGUGAACAUCCCAUUCCCCCUUUGCUAUUACAAUAACCUCCACUCUUUUAGGAAGGCUUUCCACUAGAUUUUGAAUCAUGGCUGUGAGAAUUUGUGCUCAUUCAGCCACAACAGCAUUAGUGAGGUCAGGCACUGAUGUCAGGUGAGAAGGCCUGGGGCACAAUCAGCAUUCCAGUUCAUCCCAAAAGUGUUCAGUGAGGUUAAGGUCAGGUUUCUGUGCAGGCCAGUCGAGUUCUCCCACUUCAGCAUUGACAAACCAUGUCUUUAUGGACCUGAGUUUGUGCACAGGGGCAUUAUCAUGCCGGAACAGGUUUGUGCCCCUUAGUUCCAGUGAAGGGAAAUUGUAAUGCUACAGCAUACAGAGACAUCCUGUACAAUUGUGUGAUUCCAACAUUGUGGCAACAGUUUGGGGAAGAACCACAUAUGAGUUUGAUGGUCAGGUGUCAACAAACUUUUGGCCAUAAAGUGUAUAUGUAUGCAUUGUGGCAUAUGAGCAGUAUAUGAUAAGAAAAUUCAUAUAGUGUUACCAUUAUCCUGAAAAGGUUAAUACAGUACUCGUGAAGCUUAUUUAAAUUACACCUGGAGGAGCACAGCGGUGCAGUGGGAAGUGUUGCCACCUCGUUUCUCCAGCAUCCCACUUCAAUCCCAAGCUCAGGUUACUGUGCAUACGCAUGUUCUCCUUGUGUCCUUGUAGGUUUCCUCUGGGUUCACAGAUUGGCUAUGCUAAAUUUCCCCAUAGGUGUGAAUGAGUGUGUAAAUGUGUGUGUGCAUGCAUGAGGUGACCCGCUGUAGACUGGUGUCCCAUUCUGGGUGAAUUCUCCCACCUCACACCCAGGGUUCUCGGGAUAGACUCCGGAUUCACCACGACCCUUACAAGGAUAAUACUGAAAAUAUAUAAGUGAAUAAAUUACAAGUGAUAGAUUAUGAGAUCUAAUAACUUAUUAUUAAGAGUAUUACUCUAGUGACAAGCAUAAUGUAGUUUUUUUCUAAGAAUGUAUAGUCAUAAAAUAAGGAAAAAUUAUUUUCAGAUUAUUUCAACAUAUUUGAAAGAUACAAGUUUUUAAAAUCAGACGGCUUACUGUUUUAAAGAGCAAACAUACAGGGAAAAGGAGUGACGCUUGAACGGUUAUUGUACAGUUCCAUAUCUAGUGUAUGCAUACUGUAUGUGAAAGACUGAAUGAAACCUCGGUGGCGUAGUAGUUUUGUAUUAAGUAAGGCCACCCAGGUAAUUUCCUCACACGUGCUUUAAGAGAGGAAAAUGGUCAAAGUGCAAACCUAACAGCCAGCCAGUGUGAAGAUGAAGGAGCCGCUGAGCACCUGCACCUACAACCUGCUCUACCAGGACCUCAAGAGAUUCUCAAAAAAUGGAGAACAUUUCUGCAAAGAACUUAUAACAGUAUUCCAGCAAAGAUCUGAGCUGGAAAUCAGCUAUGCUAAAAGGCUGCAGAAACUCGCUGGAAAACUCAUCAGUGUGUCCAAAACGAUGACUAGCAACUCAACGUAUAAUGCAUGGUCCCUUGUAUCAAACGAGAUGUUCUCAACAGCAGAUGCACACAGGUAAAAUAUAACAGCAGUAAAUGUCUGUAAUUAAAUGGUUUGGAGUUUAUACACAUGUAAUGCUAGACUAAGUUUAUUUUCAGAGCACUAGGGCAAGGUCUUCAACAAGAUGCUGUUGUGGAAAUUCAUCAAAUGCUGGAUGAACACACCAAGAGGAAGAGACCAGUGUGUGACACCCACACACCCACACACACACAUUGCUAAGCCUACCCUUAUAGAAAAAUUGCAUAUGUUUAACGUUUUUCAUGUGUUUAUUUGAGCAAUAUGUGAUUAUAGGUGAAAAAUAAGAAUACGUAAAAAACAUAAUCAUGCAAAAAAAAUUAUAUGUGGGGGAAAAUUAGAAAAGACCCCACAUGCACUACAUAUGAAAUGUCUACAUGGGAAAAUGUGUAAAAUUCACACAUGAGGCUUGUAAAGUUUUUCUACAAGGGCACCCCUAUUUAUUAAACUCCUUACAUUAUUUAAUGACAUGUUACCACAAGAUCAAGCAAUACACUGUGUCAGAAACAAGUGAUCUCAGUAACAUAAUGUCUAUUUGAGUGCAGCUGGAAAAUGCAAUUGAAAAAUCAAGGAAACUUGUUGUGACCAACUGGAAUGAACAGCUAAAGGUAA